AUGAGGACACGGCUCCGCUGUUGGGGCUGCGACAGAAAUGCCACGUACACAGGCGAGGACCAACUUCCUGCCUGGGUCCAUCUCGCAGUGGCGGAAGCUGCAGUAUCCACCAGGUCAAGACUACAAUCAAAGGCAAGACGGCGGCGACACCGAGGGUCCCCAGUGGAUGGCCCAGUGGCUCCCACGGAACAAGCCUCCAGGCCCCCAGCUGCUGGGAGAGGGGAGCGGGCCCCUGCCAAGACCCCAGGCCCAGGCUCUGUCUCUAGCCCGGGACGUGCCAGCGGGACCACCAGGCUAGGCACUCUUGCGCAGAAGGGGCUUCGGCCCCCAGCUGAGGAACCCGUGGCCAGAGGAAAAGCCCCAGAAACACCAAGAAGGAGCCCGCUGAGCGCCGGGGCACGGAGAGACUCUUCCGGGCCCUCCCCAGGCGCCCCUUCCCCAGCCACCUCCCGUCGGUCCCGGGCUGCAGGAGCUGAAGUGGGUCUCCCUCGGGCAGCUCCGAAUGCCCGGCCGCGGCCUCCGACCGAGGCCUCCAGGAAAUCCGUGAGCAGUACCCCGCAGCAUGGUGCCGCGGAGCCGAGCCCCGCCACCAGGAGGCGACCCAGCGCCGGCGGAGGUCUCCAGAGGCCAGCCUCACGCCCCUUAGGCUCCAACGCCACUCCUCUGUCCUCCCCUGCCCGCUCCGGGGCCUCGCCGGGUGGAACACCCCGGGCUCCCGGGCAGCCCUCGCAGCCCUCGCAGCCCAAGGCGAAAGGGCUGCAGGCUCUACGCCCCCGCCAGUCCACACCCCCAAGGAAGAGCGCUACCCCCGCGCCGGGCUUUUCUCCUCCGAUAGCCACACCCUCUCCACCCGGUUUGACUGCACAACUGGCACCGCCUCCGCAAAUCACAGGCACUCCCCUGCCGGCCACUCUCCCUCCAUCUCCACCGACCACGCCCCCUCCUCGCUCUCCUACCUGCCCCUUGGCCACGCCCCCUCCCCUAGCCCCGCCUUCCUCUGCUCCACUCGCUCUGCAGACCCUCCCCUCUCCGCCGGCCACACCCCCCUCGCAAGCCCCACCCACACACGUGGGUACCUCUUUUCUGGAGGCAUCCACCUCUCCUACGGCCGCUUCUCAGGCUUCAUUCUCUCCAUCCGUGUCACCCCCUCUGCAGAGUAUGCCGCCAACCCAAGCUUCUCCAGCUUUGCCCUCUCUUCUAACUCUCCCCUCUCCCUUGGCCACACCUCCUCUGUCGGCUCCUGGAUCACCAGCCACGGCUCCUCUACCACCAGCCACCUCCCUUCUACAAGCCUCUUUGACUCCAGCAACUUCUCUGCUGAAUCCGCCCUCUCCCCAAGCCACACCCCCUCUGCAGGACCUUUCUGCUUUGACUACUCCCCCUCCACGGACCAGUCCUUCCCUAUCUCCUUCCCCACUUCAGGCUAUGCCCUAUACAGUGACCACACCUCCCACGCAGGACACUUCUCUGGCCACAUACCCUCUACAAACCUCUCCCUGCCCUCUGACCACCCUCUCUCUGCAGGGUUCUCCUUCUCUAUGCUCUCCAUUUCCUUUGGCCUCACCACCGCUGCAGGCUCCGCCUUCUCUCCUGGACACGCCCCCUCCACAGACCCCACCUCAUCUGGCCACACCCCCUCCACAGGCCUCUCCCUCUCCGACCCGGUUCUUUACAGAGGUCCCACCCUCUCUGGCCUCACCACCUCUGCAGGCACCUUCUCCCCUAACCACGCCUCCUCCACAGACUCCAAUUUCCCUGGCCACACCCCCUCUACAGGCCACACCCCCUCAGGCCUUCCUCCCAGUUCAGGCCCCACCGUCUCUGCGGGCCCCUCUCCCCCCUCCGGCUUCACCACCUCUGCAAGACCCUCCCACUCCCUUGGCCACUCCCCCUCCCCAGGCUCCACCUUCCCUGGCCUUGCCUCCUCUUCAGGUUCCUCCCUCUCCCCCUACCUCACCCCCUCCGCGGACAACUCCCUCUCCCCUGGCCACACUUUCUCCUCAGGCUCCACCUUCCCUGGUCUUGCCUCCUCUCCAGGCCUCUACGCUCCCUUUGCAGGCUCCUCCCCCGCCCCUGGCCACGCCCCCUCACCAGACUCCACCUUCCCUGGCCCUACCUCCUCUGCAGGGCCCUACUCUCCCUUUGCAGGCUCCUCCCUCGCCCCUGGCCACACCCCCUCAGGCUCCACCUUCCCUGGCCUUGCCCCCGCUGCAGGUCCCUCCCUCUCCCCUGGACUCACCCCCUCUGCAGGCCCCACGCCGCCCCCCGACCCCAGGUCCCGAUGCCCCGAUCCCGGGCCCACGGCUGACCCUGGCGCUGGCCCCGGCUCCGCCGCCACCGCCCUCCCGCAGCCCGUCCAGUACGCUGAGCGGCCCGGAUCUGGCGGGCCACAGCAGCAGUGCCACCAGCACGCCGGAAGAGCUGCGCGGCUACGACAGCGGGCCGGAGGGCGGAGCCGCCGCCUCCCCUCCCGCCGACGCGGAGCUCGCCGCCUGCCACCCGGCCUCCUGGAGCCGAGGUCCCCCUCCGCCGCUGGCUGUCCGCAGCACCCCAGGAGCGCCUCUGCCUUGGCCUCCUUCUGCCGGGUCAGGCUCCGCUGACGGCCUGUGCACCAUCUACGAGGCAGAGGGGCCCGAGUCGGCGACCCCCGCCCCAGACGCGCUGGAUUCGGGUCCUGGGCCCGGCGCGGGUGGUGGGAAGGUCGUGGCUGGAGCAGGCGCGGGGGCGACCUCGCGCGGCGCGAAGCCGGCGCGCCUGGGCGAGCUGCCGCUGGGGGCGCUGCAGGCGAGCGUCGUGCAGCACCUGCUGAGCCGGACGCUGCUGCUAGCUGCGGCCGAGGGCGCCGCGGGCGGCAGCGGCGGUGGCCCAGGGGUUGCGGGGGCUGGUGGCGUCGCGGGGGGUGCCCGGACUGCGCUCAGCGACGCCGAACUGGGCCGCUGGGCUGAACUGUUGUCUCCCCUGGACGAGUCCCGCGCCAGCAUCACCUCGGUCACCAGCUUCUCCCCGGACGACGUGGCUUCCCCGCAGGGUGACUGGACGGUGGUAGAGGUGGAGACCUUCCACUGAGCCAGACCCUUAGCCCCGCCCACCAUACCCAUCCCUGCCUUAGGACCCGCCCUUCUGGCUACGCCUCUGUGUCUUAGACUGCCCGCCUGUCUGCUCUCCUUCGGGAGUCUGGCUCCCGUUGGAUUGGACGUAGCCCCCUAGAGCCCUAGAUUUUGGGUCAGGCUCUCGACCCACCCACGCCUGUGGCCGAGGUCUUUCCCCCGAGCCCCGCCCCUUUGGCCUGGAAACACCCCGACUCCCCUCGAGCCCCGCCCCCUCCCUCCGCUUAGGCUCCGCCCCGCAUCCUGUGUCUUGUCUACCACGCGCUGCCCGAGUUUGCAAUAAAAGCCGGGACGCUGCA
Molecule: messenger RNA, 3406 nt
Organism: Prionailurus viverrinus (fishing cat)
Lineage: Eukaryota; Metazoa; Chordata; Mammalia; Carnivora; Felidae
Gene: PRR36
Product: proline rich 36
Exons: 6
Coding region: 1-3066 (1021 amino acids)
Source: RefSeq, a predicted model, not a curated record